Molecule: messenger RNA, 453 nt
Organism: Gorilla gorilla gorilla (western lowland gorilla)
Lineage: Eukaryota; Metazoa; Chordata; Mammalia; Primates; Hominidae
Product: eukaryotic translation initiation factor 5A-1-like
Exons: 1
Biological process (GO): positive regulation of translational elongation; positive regulation of translational termination
Molecular function (GO): ribosome binding; translation elongation factor activity; RNA binding
Source: RefSeq, a predicted model, not a curated record
AAUGGCUUUGUGGUACUCAAAGGCCAGCCACGUAAGAUCGUCGAGAUGUCUACUUCGAUGACUGGCAAGCAUGGCCAUGCCAAGGUCCACCUGGUUGGUACUGACAUCUUUACUGGGAAGAAAUAUGGAGAUAUCUGCCUGUCAACUCGUAACAUGGAUGUCCCCAGCAUCAAAAGGAAUGACUUCCAGCUGAUUGGCAUCCAGGAUGGGCACCUAUCACUGCUCCAGGACAGCAUGGAGGUGCGAGAGGACCUUCAUCUGCAUGAGGGAGACCUUGUCAAAGAGACUGAGCAGAAGUACAGCUGUGGAGAAGAGAUCCUGAUCAUGGUGCUGUCUGCCAUGACUGAGGAGGCAGCUGCUGCUAUCAAGGCUCCCAGGGUGGCAGUGGUGGCAGCAGUGAUCCUCCCAAGAGGCCCCCUCCCCCAGCCUGGCUUGGCUCUGGCCUGGUCCUAG